AUGUCUUGGAAAAAUGAAACGGCGGUGGUAGAAUUUGUUCUUCUGGGACUCUCCAGUGAACCCACCACACGGACUAUACUUUUUGUUGCCUUCUUGCUGAUUUAUGUAAUGAUUCUGGUUGGAAACUUCCUCAUCAUCACUUUGACCUUGACAGAUAACAAUCUCCAGACCCCUAUGUAUUUCUUUCUUACUAACCUUUCCCUUAUGGAUAUCUGUGUUUCAUCAACCAGUGUUCCGAGGAUGCUGAAGGAUUUACUGUCAGCAAAGAGAACCAUUUCUUACAUAGAGUGUGCAGCUCAGAUGUACAUUUCCUUAUCUCUAGGGGAAUGCGAGUGCAUCUUGCUUGCCAUUAUGGCUUAUGAUCGUUAUAUAGCUAUAUGUUAUCCAUUACAUUACACUAUAAUUAUCAACAGAUCUGUCUGCAUUAAAAUAGCUGUAGGUACUUGGGUGUGUGGGUUUCUUCUCUCAAUUUGCCACAUUGUACUUACAUUGAACAUUAAUCUGUGCGGGCGGAAUGAAAUCAACCAUUUUUUAUGUGAGGUCCCAGAAUUCCUAUCCCUUGGGUGUCAGAAUAUAAUGAUCGUUGAAUCUGUGAUUUUUAUCGUAGGAGUAUUGAUACUCAUUAUACCUGUCACUUUUAUAUGUGUGUCUUACAUGAGGAUUAUAGUAAGCAUCUUAAAGAUUUCGUCUUUGACCGGGCAGAAUAAAGCUUUCUCUACAUGUGGCUCACAUAUGAUGGUCGUGGCAAUGUUUUACGGCUCAGCUAUGGCUGUGUACAUGAAAUCCAGGUCAACCUCUUCUCCGGAUACGGACAAAAUAAUUACAGUUUUUUAUUUUAUAAUAACACCUAUGCUAAAUCCAUUGAUUUAUACGCUUAGGAACAAGGAAGUGAAAACAGCUUUAACAAAAUUAUUGAAAAAUAAAAUGUUUCCAAAAUUGUGA
Molecule: messenger RNA, 942 nt
Organism: Pseudophryne corroboree (corroboree frog)
Lineage: Eukaryota; Metazoa; Chordata; Amphibia; Anura; Myobatrachidae
Product: olfactory receptor 2G3-like
Exons: 1
Coding region: 1-942 (313 amino acids)
Biological process (GO): G protein-coupled receptor signaling pathway; detection of chemical stimulus involved in sensory perception of smell
Cellular component (GO): plasma membrane
Molecular function (GO): olfactory receptor activity; G protein-coupled receptor activity
Source: RefSeq, a predicted model, not a curated record